UUUCAGAUUGGACCACUUUGCUCCAGCGCACUUUUUUACCACACACCGCAUUCGGGCAGCGAGCAGCAGCAAGUUGCGAGGAGCUGUACUGCACUGUGUGAUCGCGAGCCAAGUUCAGGGUGGAGGAGGAGGAAGGAGACGAGACGAGAAGUGUUCAAGGACCUGUUUCCAGAGUUCCCCAGCAGCGAUGGAGACCCGGGUCAUGUUUCGCUCCAAAUGGCAGAGUGCGGUGCGUUGUUUGUCAAUUUUGAUGAUAGUGUGUAUUUUGCCAGCCGUAAAACCAGAGAUAACAUGCAGAUCAUGUCAGUUUGGGAAUACAUUGCGCGCACGUAAAUUAAUCGUCGCCAUGCAGACCAGUGAACUCGCAACAGGGUCCGCGGGCGAAGUUUCUGGACACGGAAAUGGGUUGAAAAGAUUCGAUCCGACAGGCGCCAAUACGCGGGAGAUGAAUGCUGCACCCAUGCCGGCUGGACAUGGUGGUCAGGUCAGAGGAUACUUUAUUAACUCGAGGAAGAAGCGGAAUGUCCAAAGCCCAGUGUCCACGGAGGAGACAACUCUGCGCAACGCAAAAGUUUCGAGUGUCACCAUGGAUAGGGGACAGACGGACCUCGGGGUGACAUCAACUCGUACCGAUUCAACAAAUCAAAUGAACCAGCCAAGUUUUGAAACGAGUGAUGAAAAAGUGACAUCUCCUCGGUCAAACCACGACCAAACGAAGAUCCUGCUGGAGGAGGAGGAGGCUGCGCCAAUUGGACGCAGAGUUGCGCGGUCUGAACUGCGCUGGAACGGAGAGGACAGGAGAAGCGCUGGUUCGAGGCAAGAAGAGCUCAAAGUGACCAGCUCAACCUUCGCCUUGACCGGGGAUUCGUCUCACAACCAGGCGAUGGUGCACUGGUCUGGGCAUAAUAGCAGCGUGAUUCUGAUGCUAACCAAGUUGUUUGACUUCAACCUGAACAGCGUGACGGAGAGUUCAUUGUGGAGGUCCACCGACUAUGGGGCCACUUACCAGAAGCUCAACGACAAAGUGGGGCCCAAGACCAUCCUCAGCUACUUGUACGUCAGCCCCAACAACAAGCGCAAGAUCAUGCUGCUGACCGACCCCGAGGUGGAGAGCAGCCUGCUCAUCAGCACCGACGAGGGGGCCAACUACCAGAAGUACCGCCUCAGCUUCUACAUCCUCAGCCUCCUCUUCCACCCCGAGCAGGAGGACUGGAUCCUGGCCUACAGCCACGACCAGAAGCUCUACAGCUCCGUGGAGUUUGGCCGACGCUGGCAGCUGGUGCACGAGAAAGUGUCUCCCAAUCGCUUCUACUGGUCUAAAAUGGGCUUGGACAAAGAACCAGGCUUAAUUCACCUGGAAAGCAGCAUAUCUGAAGGACAGGCAUUGUACGUCACCUGCAGGCUGCAGAAUUGCACCGAGGCCAACAAGGGAAAGCCGUUCCCUGGCUUCAUUGACCCCAAUUCCCUGGUGGUGCAGGAUGAGUACGUCUUUGUCCAGGUUUCCACCAGCAGCCGCACUAUCUACUACGUUUCAGCCCAGCGAGACGUCUUCACACCCAUGAAGCUGCCCAAGUACACCUUGCCCAAGGACCUGCACGUGAUCAGCACGGACGAGAACCGCGUGGUGGCGGCGGUGCGGGAGUGGAACCAGAACGAGACCUACAACCUGUACGUGUCGGAGGCCACCGGGGUGCACUACACGCUGGCCCUGGAGAACGUGGUCAGCAGCAUGGGCCCCGAGGGCAACGUCAUGGUGGACCUCUACGAGGUGGCAGGGAUUAAAGGCAUGUUCCUCGCCAACAAAAGGUUGGAUGAGCAGGUGAAGACCUACAUCACCUUCAACAGAGGCAGAGACUGGAGGCUUCUGCAGGCACCCAACACAGACCUGAGAGGAAACAACAUCCACUGUGUGCUGCCGUACUGCUCGCUGCACCUCCACCUGCAGGUCUCGGGCAACCCCUACACGUCAGGGAACAUCGCCAGCAAGGACUCGGCUCCGGGAAUCAUUGUGGCUUCGGGCUCCAUCGGCUCUGAGCUUACCAAUGGCAACGUGAGCGUGUUCAUUACAUCUGAUGCGGGCAACACAUGGAGACAGAUCUUUGAUGAAGAGUAUGCCGUUCUGUACCUGGACCAAGGAGGAGCCUUGGUGGCAAUCAGACACACUCCGCUGCCCAUCCGGCACCUGUGGUUGAGCUUUGACGAAGGUCGCCAGUGGAACAAGUACAGCUUUACCAGCUCUCCUCUGUUCGUGGACGGCGUGCUGGGGGAGCCCGGCGAGGAGACUUUGAUCAUGACGAUCUUCGGCCAUGUCAGCCACCGCUCCGAGUGGCAGCUGGUGAAGAUCGACUUCAGGUCCAUCUUCAACAGGAGGUGCACGGAGGCAGACUACCAGACCUGGCACCUCCAUGACCAGGGGGAGCCGUGCCUCAUGGGUGUGAAGAGGAUCUACAGGAAGCUGAAGCCCACGGCCAGGUGUGUCAUGGGGAAGCGGUACUCGGUCACCAUGACGUCGGCGCCCUGCGACUGCACCGAGGCAGACUUUGAGUGUGACUACGGCUACGACCGCAGAACGGACGGCAAGUGUAGCCCCGCCUUCUGGUUCCACCCGUCCUCCAUGUCCCGGAGCUGCACCACUGGGACAACGUUCCUUAGAAGCACUGGCUACAGGAAGGUUGUCUCCAAUAACUGCACGGCGGGGGUGAUCGCCGAGUACACGUCCAGGCGGCAGCGCUGUCCCGUCCAGGCGCCCCGCGGCCUGCACCUGGUCACGAGAGAGGGCACGCUGACCGCCACGCUGGCCGCCAACGUCACCUUUCUCGUCUUUCUGGAGGAGGGCGACGGCAGCAGCACCAGCGUGACGCUGGACUUCGGCGACGGCCACGCCCUCACCUACUCCAACGUGAGCUCCGUGGACGGCGGCGUGCGGCACGUGUACAAGGCGGUGGGGAUCUACCGCGUGGCGGCCAGCGCCCGGAACCACCUGGGCUCCGACGCCGCCGUGCUCUACCUGCACGUCACAUGUCAGCUGGACUACAUCCACCUGGUGGCCCCGUUCGUGGCGGUGAGGAACAAGGAGGUGAACCUGACGGCCGUGCUGUGGCCGGGCCAGGUGGGCACGGUCACCUACAUCUGGUGGAUCGGCAACAGCAGUGAGCAGCCGAUCAUCACCCUGGAGGGCAGUAUGGCGUGCACCUUCCCCCAGGAGGGGGUCACCACGGUGACGGUGCAGGUGUCCGCAGGGAGCACCAUCCUGCAGGAUAGGAAGACCAUCUCAGUGCACGAGGUGUUCAGAUCCCACCUGCUGGCCUUCUCGGCCAACCUGGAAGACCACAACCCGGAGGUGGCUGAGUGGAGGCUGGACCUGAGCAGGGUCAUCCGGACCUCUCUCAUCCAGGCUACUGCGGUGGAGGAGGAGCAGCUGCUGGUGGCCGUGCUGCCCGGCCUGCCCACCACCGCAGAGUUCUUCCUGCUGCCCGACCACAGGCCCAUGGAGGGGAAGCCCGAGAGCAGCACCGCCCAGUUGGACCAGCUCUCUGAGGCGCUGCUUACCGCCCUGAACCAGAACCUGGUGCAGUUCACGCUGCGGCCGGGGGUCCAGGUCACGGUGUACUCAGCCCACCUGUCCGCAGCGCCCCAAGUGGACACCAGUGAGAACCACAGCGGCUCGGCCAUGCUAAUGCUGCUAUCUGUAGUGGUUGUGGGAUUAGCUGUAUUUGUAGUCUACAAAUUCAAAAGGAAGAUCCCAGGCCUCAACGUCUAUGCGCAAAUGCAGAACGAAAAAGAGCAAGAAAUGAUCCAAAGUCCAGAAAGUCCGACAGAUAGCACGCCCGACUCCCAGCGGGGCCUGGUGGCAUCCUCGGAGAUUCUGGACACAGAGUUCAACUCACGGCCCAACGGAUGUACAGAACCCUGUAUAUAUGUAAAGUCCUCACCGGGCCUCCCUACAUAUGUCAAUGUCUAAACACUGGACCUCGGUCACCAGUCUCCAAGACUGUCCUGGUUUCUGCUUUUGUUUCUUUUCCGCUGUUUGGGACUCUAUGGUUUGGAGCUUUAUACCUGUGCAUAUGUCGGAGGUCGCUGAUACAUGCCACACUCGGAGAAAAAAAAAUACUCUGUGGAGGGCUUUCCUUUUGGUUUUAGUUUUUUUUGUUUUAAACUCCUCAAGUAUGUUUGUUCAAUGAAACAUUUCGAUUAUAUUUAUUCAUACGAGUCCACUGCGUAAUCUAGACCCAAAGCCAGCAUGAACUCAUUAAGGGAAGAGAAAAAAUAACAAAAAAAUUAACCAGGAGCAUUUGUUUUUCGCUGAAUGAAUUCACAGUUUGUUUGCUGUACUAUAACAACAAUGGCAGUAUUGUAUUAUGUAUUCAUGUGAAUAUCAUUUACGGAAGAAUAUCAUUGAAAUGAAGCUGAUUUUUUUGUAAAAUCACAAAUGUUUAUGUAAGAAAUGUGUGUAUUUUAAUACAAUUAUCAAAGUAAAAAGAAAUACAAUUAUGAAAUAUAUAAAUAUAAUUAGAUAUCCAUUGUCUCUUCAAAAAAAGAUUAUGGCACAAUACACAUUUGAUACUACUUACUAUAAUUUCUUUGCUUUAUUUAUUAACUCGAUAUAGUUGCAGAGUUCGAUUUUUUCACCUUUGCCAUUAAUGCGUUCACACAUUUCCUCCCAUUCAAUUGAAUUGCCUCAAACAAACAGUUAUCUAUUUUUCUUCUUGGAAACAAUAAACCCGUGUUGUCACCUGAGGUGCAGGAAACACAGGCACAGUUCAUCAAUCUUUACCCGCUCUGGAAAAUAACAUGGAACUGGAGGAUUGUAAAAAAAAACUAAAGAGGACCAUCCCAGCAGUAGGUGAUGCAAAGUUAACCCCCUCAAACCAAAAACAAACUCUACUCUACAAGCAUCCCCGUCCUACUGCGAACAGUGUGCCGUAAUGUACCCAAAUCGAAAAUGUAGGUGACGGUUAGAAUGUAAUACAAGCCCUUUUGCGUCACUGGUUGAAAGAGCAGCCUCACAGAGGGGAAGGAGAGGAGGGGUAGGAGGGUAAAGACGUGGAACACAGUUUUUUCGGGGACUUGGACAAAUUAGGGGGUUUCUGUUUGAUAGAGCAGGAGAAGUUGACUUCAUGAAUACUUAUUACCCGCCAGGCCCCGCCCAAGGCUGGCUAAGGUUGGUUACACAAUUAGGCUAAUGUCCCGCUCCUGCUCAGAAGUAGCGUCGCUCUUUGUACUGCUAACUCAUUAGCAUGCUCUGUGCAGAUGCUAUCAGGCUACAUUGAGGGUAACAGGGUCAACCUCCGUGGUCGUUUUUUUUGGGGGGGGGGGUUCAGUGGAGAGAGACGUACAUAUGUUGAUUGAUUACGCAGCAAAACUUUUUUGAAGGACCUUUAUUUAUUUUUCAUAUUUUUUUCCUCAAGCUUUGUGACAAUUACCCCAUGUCGACGGAGUUCAAUGUUGAAAAUAUACAUGGGCAAACUCACACACGCACACACACACAAACAUGAACAUGCUUGCGGGGGAAGACAUUAGGCUUCCAAAGCGUAAUUGUACAGUUGUUUUAAUUUCCGAGCAAUAGAUGUUUUGUUUUGGGUUGCUUUUUUUUUACUGCCGUGCCCUGUGGGUUUCCAUUUGAUUCAUGAACCAAGCUACUGACUGACUAACUGGCUGACUGUGCCGUCCGCUGUCUCCUGUUUUAAAGGGAGCACUGUGUACACUUUUCCUCCACUGUUUACUUUCUAGUCCCUCCGUCUACCACAGCACUGAGCCGACCUUGUAGUCUCAGCGGAAAAUAUGAGUUAACAAGCAUAGAUUUAUCACUUCCAUUUACUUUCAUGAGCGACUGGAACCGGUAAUAAUGGCACAUUGUGCGUACGUUGUGGGUGGUUAUUUAUUGCUACGCCAUAGGCAUGUGGAUCAACUUGCGCCUGAGGACAGAGACACGUGACAAACAAAGAGAAUACUUCUUCCACCAACUUGACAGGCGACAGGUUCCCAUAACAUUCAUUGAACAAGUGUGGAAACAACGGACACAGUGCUCCUUUUAUCGGAGAUGUGUUCAUCUCUGAGCUGCAUGCCAAGGUUAUCUUGGGAAGAUUUCUGCUUUCAUUCUUUUUUUUUUUAUAUAUUGUCCUUGUUUUGUAUAAUCUAAUAUCGCAGGACUUACCUUACUCUGCUCCCUCCAAGGACACGGUGAAAGGCAAAACGUCACAAGUGGUUAUGUCCUAUCGAGUCCAUCCAUCAAAUAUAUCUGAAACUCUGCAAACUACUGUACACAGACUACCUAGUUACGGGAAUAUGUCCUUCACGAAUGGAGAAGGAAAGGUAUAGAUUUGCAGUGUCAUUAUAUCCAGAUCCAGGCCAUUAUCCGGGGUGUAGAAAUUCUAAUUUCCAGUCAGUAUUCAGAGCAAGGGACACCCCCCCCACCCCUCCUCCCUACCAGAAUCAAAUCCCAAAGAAUUGAUGUAGCAGCUGCGAGAGUCACUAAGCCUGAGAUUUAUUUGAGAGAAGAAGAAGAAGAAGAAAAAAAAAAGGAAUAGGAUUUAGAGACACCUUUUUGAAAUGCAUUGGUAAUGGCACAGGGAGAAGGACCGACGGAGCUCCAGCAUGUGGGUGAUAGCCCCCUGGAGGGCCAUACGUCCUGGUUAGGAGCCACAGUCAUCACACGAUAGCUUUGAGGCUGAAAUUAAAGGUAGGAUUGCU
Molecule: messenger RNA, 6690 nt
Organism: Gadus chalcogrammus (walleye pollock)
Lineage: Eukaryota; Metazoa; Chordata; Actinopteri; Gadiformes; Gadidae
Product: VPS10 domain-containing receptor SorCS1
Exons: 27
Coding region: 188-3961 (1257 amino acids)
Biological process (GO): post-Golgi vesicle-mediated transport
Cellular component (GO): Golgi apparatus; membrane
Molecular function (GO): protein binding
Source: RefSeq, a predicted model, not a curated record